Molecule: messenger RNA, 3872 nt
Organism: Antechinus flavipes (yellow-footed antechinus)
Lineage: Eukaryota; Metazoa; Chordata; Mammalia; Dasyuromorphia; Dasyuridae
Gene: ASIP
Product: agouti signaling protein
Exons: 4
Coding region: 450-830 (126 amino acids)
Biological process (GO): hormone-mediated signaling pathway; positive regulation of melanin biosynthetic process; melanosome organization
Cellular component (GO): extracellular region
Molecular function (GO): melanocortin receptor binding; neuropeptide hormone activity
Source: RefSeq, a predicted model, not a curated record
AGCACAUUUCUGGGUCAACUCUUUCCAAAGUCUCAGGAUCUGGAAGAAAGGAGUUCCGUUUGAUAGCGUCUCUUUGGCUGGAAUCCUUAAUGAAAUUUGCUAUGUCUUCUCUUCGUAAGGGGGAAACCCUAUACAAAGGUAAUUAAUGGAACUUUGGGGCCAGCACCUAAUUCUCCUGGUCACUCAACAUUCUUCAGAAGCAAAUCCAAGACAGAGACCCCGCGGAGGCAGCCAAACCUGAGCUCUGUAGGAAGUCGGCAAAGGCUUCAGCGAUUUCAGCGUCCAAGAUGGGGAGAAGGGUGGAGAGAGGGAGGGACCUUAAAAGUCUUGGAGUUUCAUCUUUAUUGUGUACCAUCGAGAGAUACAAAAACCAAACCACCAGGAUUUCUCCCCUUGUGGAACUUUCCAAUUCUGGGAAAAUAAAGAAGUGAUCCAAAUUAAGUUCCAGGAUGACAGCUAAGCAUCUGUUCCUUCCCUUCCUUCUGGCCUGCCUGUGGUUCCUGGCUGCCUACUGCCACCUGGCUGAGGAAGAGAAAUGGAGUAAGGAUAGGAGUCUGGGAAGAAGCUCCAUGAACCUGCCUGACUUUCCUUCUGUGUCCAUCGUGGCACUGAACAAAAAAUCCAAGAAGAGCAUCAGGAAAGAGAUAGAAACCAAGAAAUCCUCCGAGAAAAAAGCUGUGGUGAAGAAGUCCUCAUCUGCAUCCACCUGUGCAGCCACAGGGGCCUUCUGCCAACCUCAGACCAUUUCCUGCUGCGACAAGUGUGACACGUGCCACUGCCGCUUCUUCGGGAGCGUCUGCUUCUGCCGCCCGUUCAUGCGGAAAUGCUGAACGCCAGCCUCUGAGUGCUCCAGGAGGGGGGAGCCUGGGGAGCCCUCCUCCCGUCACCUCCAAGGCUUUGCCCGGGGUUCCACCCGACCUGCUCAAGUAGGAUUACUUAGUGCCAGAAACCCAAAUAUGCCUCCCUCUGCUCUUUUCUAAGUGGCUUUCCCCGACAUAGCUGCUGGCUAUGUUCCCUCUGGGGCCCUGGAAUUCAAACCGAGAAGUCCCCAAGAUGGCAGGGAAAUUAGAGGUAAUCCUGCCCCAGAUUGUGACAGGAGAGAUGUCUGAUUUCAGGCCAGAUGUCUGUGCCCUUCAUUCCCUUCACCCCAUUUCCCUCCCCGCAAAUUCUUGUUAUUUAGGAUUGGGCAUUUUAUCACUCACACUAAGGUAGAUGUGGCUGGUACUUCAAGAGCUACUGGCAGCGAGACAUUCCUACUUUACUCUUAUUUCACUCCCUUACUGAGAAAUCCUGAACACUCCCUACUGCCCACAGGCCGAGGUCCAAACUCCUCAGGCUGUCUGAGCAGUUCUUAUCCCACCUGUCCUCCAGGCUCUAGCUCCCCAAUAUUUUCCCAGUCCUCUAGUCAAACUAUACAACCUAAUUUCCUACUCACCCUAUGUUUUCUUAAACCCCAUCUCUCCUCCUCUAGAAAGCCUCUUCCUCCUUCCGGUCCCAUCUGAGGUGCCAUCCCUUCCAGGAAACCUUUCUUGAUUUCCCUCAGUAAUACCCUCCCAAGCUGGAAGUGGUCUAUUGUCCCCAGAAAUGUAUUUUUCCUUUAACCUGGAUCACAUCUUGUCCUGUCUUGUUCUAUUUGUAUAAUAUAGUUUAUCUCCUCAGUAGACUGUGAGCUCCUUAUGGGCAAGAAUUACAUUUUAUUCAACUACAUUUUCCAUAAUUCCCAACACAUAGCAUCCCUUCAAUAAAUGUUAUAUUGAAUCAACAAUGUAAUGACUCUCUAAUUGUAGAGUUUAGAGACAUCCACUGGAAUUCAAAAUCAACGGCAGACUGAUAUUGCCUGUCUUUAAAAGCACGGAGGAGGGGCAGCUAUAGGUGGCGCAGUGGCUACAGCACCAGACCUGAAGUCAGGAGGACCCGAGUUCAAAUCUGACCUCAAACACUUAACACUUCCUAACUAUGUGACCCUGGGCAAGUCACUUUAACCCUAACAGCAAAUAAACAAACAAAUAAAUUAAAAAAAAAAAAAAAAAAAAGCAUAGUGGGAAGAGAUAAUUUCUUAAGGUUCUUCCCAGCUCUGAUAAUCUAUGGUUCCAUGAAAUCUGUCAGGUCAGGAAAGGAGACAAUGUUGGUUAAUCUAAGAGCCAGGGCAGCCAGUUAUGGUAAAAUUCCCACAGCACUGCCCUGGGAGAAAUUUCUCAGCUAUUCAAGCAGCUCACAGGUGAAACAGACUGACUCAUAAGGUGGUGAGUUCAUAGAUGAAGACUGGAUGAUCAUGUUAGGAUUGCUUACAUGGGAUUUCUGAUCAGGGCAAGGCACUGGAUCUAGGUUUAGAUCUGGAUUCAAAUUCUGACUCUGCCAUUUAAAACCUACAACCAUCACAUGAAGUAGGAAAAAAAUUCUAGCUAUAGAUUAGGAUAACUGAGUUUAAACCCCAGUUCUGCCACCUACAACCUAUAUAACUAUAGACCAUUUUUUCUUUUUUGUCUUCACUUUCCCUCUCUGUAGGAAGUUGGAUUAGAUAUUUUUAAAUCCCUUUUUCAGCUCAAAAUCUUUGAACUAUGAACUGAACAUGUGAGUUCCCUUUCAUUUCUGGCAGUUUUAUGAAUUGUCUGUAUUCGAGUCAUAACGUCAUCAGUUUUCCUGUCCACCUUUCUACUGUUGCCUUUCCUUCUUCAAAUCCCUGCAGACUCAUAGCUUAUCAAUGACAACAUAGCUCCCACUUACAAUGAAUAAACUGGGAGGGGGGGGGGGGGGGAAGGGGAGAUGGAGACCGCAGCCGAAAUAAAGUAAUAAUCACACUGCUUUCUCUGCAUUACUCAGCAAACAUUUGGAGUACAAUUUAUAAUUGUUUUUAAAAGUUUUUUUUUAAACCAUUGAUAAAUGAGUAUCUAGAAGUGGGUAGGCAAGAUGGCAGGCAGUUCAAGUCCAUGUCAUCUGAGGAUCUAUGGAAGGAACUAAUGUUUGACCUGAAGAAAAGGGUCAGGUUCAUCUUCAAGUAUCAGGAGGACUGUUACAUAGAAAACGGAUUAAUCUGUUUUGUUUGGUUCCAAUAGGCAGAAUUAGGAUCAAUGUAUAAAAGUUAUAGGGAAGCAAUGUUAGACUAUUGUAAUAAGAAAAUUUCUUCAUUAGUUAUUAAAAAGUGGAAGAAACUAACUCAAGAGGCAAUGAGUUCCACCCUCAUGGGAGAUCUUCAAACAAUAUGGAUGACCAUGUGACCUGUGAUAAUAGCAAUUCUUUCAAAUAUUGGUUGGAUUGCAUUUCAGUAGCUUUUAAAUUUCUUUGCAGUGUUUCAUAGUUUAUAUGUUUAGUUUAGUUUAUAUGAAGCCUAGACUGCUCUGAGAAGAGGCUAUAAAUCUCAGCAAACAGAUAAAGGACACAAAAAACAAGCACCUAGAAUUUAAAGAACCUGGAUUAGAUGGCUGAUGAAGCUCCUUCCAAAUCUAAAAUCCAGUAAUUCAGAGGAGAAAAAAAAAAAAAAGAUUGGAGAGCCUGAUCUGGGUGGGGAUGAGGAACCCUGAAUUAGAAUGCCCACUCUGACAGUAAUCUUCACACACUGCAAAUCUGGUCAAGUCCCUUUCUCCUCCUCUCCCACCCCAGAUCACUAUCUUCUUUUAUAAACAAUAAAAAGUAUCUGCUUUACAUUUUCCAGAUGCAAGAUAUACUAUGCCCACACAGUACAAAAACAAGACAAAGGACAGAACUUCCUGUAGUGUUCUCAUUUAGACUGCUUAGCCUGCAGGGUUGGAACUGUGUUCUGGGGACCAUUACUGAGGAAAUGUCAUUAGGAUUGAGAAUAUUAAUGCUAUAUCUAACUCUGCUCCCUAAAGGGAAGGAAGAGUACUGAGACUUUGGAAGCCACAAAUUCAAACCCA